AUGUCCAGAGCAUCAGAACAUUUCUGUGUCAUCGUUCACUCUCAGUUCUCUCAGCAUCUUCCAAACAUCAUCCUCAAAAUCAUCAGUUCAUUCACUCCAGAACCUCAGACUCUCCUCAGUCAAACUGUGGGGCAGGUUUGGUUUGAGAGGAGCCGCUGUUUCUCCAGGUGUGAGAACGUGCAGGAGUUUGUGGAUCUUGAGUUCUUUGUGGAUCUUGAGUUCGUGGAUCUUGAGUUCGUGGAUCUUGAGUUCGUGGAUCUUGAGUUCGUGGAUCUUGAGUUCGUGGAUCUUGAGUUCGUGGAUCUUGAGUUCGUGGAUCUUGAGUUUGUGGAUCUUGAGUUUGUGCAGAACAGCGUCUGUGUCUUGGGUUUGGAAUAUUUUGAAAUCGUUUGGAGACUUUUGGAGACGUUCAGAGAUGGAGCUGUGGAGGGUGGGGCUGUGGAGGGUGGGGCUGCUGGUCUGGCUGUGGACCUCUGCAGGAGGACAGGAGCCAGAGCGGCGGUCAGUGUCCUGUGUCGUCAUGGAGACCUGUGUCCUUCCCUGCAGAUUUGGAUCGGGGCUUCGCUCAUACUGAUCCAGUGGGUCAAAACUGACCCGGAUCUUCUGGUUCACGCUUUCCAGGACGGCACAGAUCAGCUGGAGAGGCAGGCUGAGACCUUUAGGGGGCGCACUUCCCUGUUUCCGGAGCAGAUCUCUGGAGGAAACGUCUCUCUGCAGUUGUCCCACGUGAAGGUGUCUGACCAGGGCUCAUACCUCUGUCAGACCUUCACCAGCAGCUCUGGAGGAAAGACCUGGGUCCAGCUGAGUGUGAAAGGUCCCGUGUCGUUCCUGCACUUGGAGCUUAAAGGAGACGUUCUGGUCUGCAGCUCUGAGGGCAUCUACCCUCAGCCCGCCGUGACCUGGACCCCUGACUCCGCCCACCAAACCCAGACGCGGCCAAUGGGGGAUCAGCUCUACUCCGUCAGCAGCUCGCUCGCCCUGGAGCUCCGCCCCCCUCAGAGGUUCACCUGUAACAUCAGCACGACCCACAGCUGGAAGAGCGCCACCUACAGCCUGAACCCUCCAGUGGAGAUGUCCUCAGACGUGACUCUGCCCUGCUCCUCCUCUUCUGCUCCGUCUGCUCCAGUCAAGAGCCUGAGUUGGACCUUCAACCGCGUCCAGAGCGUCCUGAGCCGGAGCGGAGCGGACGUGACCUACGGCGCCCCCUGGAGGCCGUUUGUGGAGCGCCUGUCAGAGUCAGGCGCUCUGAGUCUGAAGGAGCUGAGCCCAGAGCAGGAGGGCGAGUACCUGUGUGAAGUCCACACGCAGCAACAAAACUACAUCUCCAGCACACAACUGCGACGCACAAAGGAGGCAGCAGAGGGCCCUGGGGCCCCUGCAGCUGUGAUCGGAGUCUCAGUGUGUGUGGUCCUCGUCCUGGCUGGAGUCGUGGUUUUCUUCCUGUGGAAACGUCGACAGAACAAAAAGGCCCAAAAUGGAGCUGCAGAAGAACAACAAACGUUGGAUGGGGCAGAGCUGCGUAAACUCUCAGAUCUGAGGAAGUACUCCUGUGACGUCUCUCUGGACCCAAACUCAGCUCACAGACGCCUGAGGAUGUCUGACCACCAUCGAACUGUGACACUUGUGAAGAAGAUCAAUGAGCAGAAGUAUCCAGAUCAUGAGGACAGGUUCACAGGCUUUAACUUUCAGGUCCUGAGCUGCACUGGCCUGAGGGGGCGCUGUUACUGGGAGGUGAACUGGAGCGGGUGGGUUUUUAUAGCAGCGAGUUACAGAAAGAUCAGACGGAGCGGAAGAAGAGAGAGUGGGUUUGGAAACAAUGAUCACUCCUGGAGUCUGGAGAUCAACAAAGGAAAGUGCUUUGCCCACCACAACAAAGAGAAAACAUUCAGUCUGUGAUUGGCUGAGCUCCUCAGGGGGCGUGUCCUCUGGUGAAGGGGGCGUGUCCUCGGGCAGAGUGGGCGUGUUCCUGGACUCUGAGGCUGGAGCUCUGUCCUUCUAUCAGAUCUCCUCUGAUGAAGAACUGUUCCACAUCCACACCUUCUCCUCGUUCUUCUCUGAGCCUCUGUUUCCAGGGUUUAGACUGUGGACUGAAGGUUCCUCUGUGACUCUGGUCGACCUGAGCUCCUCCUGAUGUUGUGUCCACAGAGUCUCCUUCAGACAGAGUCACUGAUGAUCUCUGACAAACUGGGACUUUACCUGGACUUG
This is a messenger RNA of Boleophthalmus pectinirostris (great blue-spotted mudskipper), 2205 nucleotides long. RefSeq names its product butyrophilin-like protein 3. The coding region runs from base 1 to 1896 and encodes 631 amino acids. The record is from RefSeq and is a predicted model, not a curated record. The transcript is spliced from 11 exons. Lineage: Eukaryota; Metazoa; Chordata; Actinopteri; Gobiiformes; Gobiidae.